Molecule: messenger RNA, 1690 nt
Organism: Polistes dominula (European paper wasp)
Lineage: Eukaryota; Metazoa; Arthropoda; Insecta; Hymenoptera; Vespidae
Biological process (GO): negative regulation of smoothened signaling pathway
Cellular component (GO): Golgi apparatus; ciliary membrane
Source: RefSeq, a predicted model, not a curated record
AUGGAAAAAAGGUGAUCAAUUUAAAAACACUAGUGAUCUAGAUAAAUCUAGAUCAAUCAUAAAUAACAGCAACAGGUAAUACAUAGCAAACAGUUGAUGACAAUAGAUGGCAGUAGAUGGCAAUAGAUGGUUUUUACAGAGUUUCAUCGAUAAAGUAGAGUUCUAAAAUGAUUGACUUUGUAACUAUUAAAAAUAGUCAUUUAUUAUAAUAACUCACGGAGGAUAGAUACCAGUAGUCCGAACGUAAUGUUGAAAGAAUGGUAUCAAUUUAGGGGACAAGAUAUAUUGUCGGUAGGGAGCGCUGCUUUUCACAAAGUACUCGUUUAAAUACUUACGUGGGAAGUCUUGUUGCUAUUGACAGCUCUGAAAAAAAAUAUUUUAAGAAACGUGGAAUUAAUAUUAUUUAAAAACUACACAAAUUUAAUAAUCAAUUAUUUGUUAACAUAAAAUUUUUAAUAUUAUUUUGAGGUUAUUCACUUUUGGUGCUUUGAAUAAAGCCACUUUUCCUAAAUUCUCACUUGCCUUUUUUCGGCCCCUAAGGCAACCAUAAACGGCACAACACUUUCCCAUUUUUUAAUAAAAAUAAUUCUAAAAAAAUAAAUUAAUAUUUUAUAUUUAAUUUACGUGUAGUAAUAAUAAUAAUAGUAUCGGUACGCUCUGAAUACUUGCGCAGCCAGUGGCAAAAAAGAGAACUAUGAUCUGGGUCAAGAAAUGACUACCACAAAAAAUGUGAAAAAUCCUGGUAUCUAUCCUCCGUGAUAACAACCUUGUAUUUUGAUACCAAUGUUUUAAUAAAAAUGUAUUAAGAAGAAUGAUAUAUAAUAAUAACAACAGAUUUUUUUCUACAGUAAAAUGUCAACAAAACUCAGAAAUGUUCAUAUUAUUAAAUAUAUUUUAUAAUAUGAUAGAUUUAAUAUUAUUUUGAGGUUAGCAAAGUUUGUUACUGUCAAGUAAUGAAAAUACGUGUGUUUGAUCUAUUAAAACAUUUAUAAUACUAAGAUAUUUAAUGAUUAUACAUUUGUUUAUCAAAUAUGUAAAAUUUGGAAUAUUACAUGCUAUUGCAUAUUAAGAAAAAGAUCAAUUAAAUAAAUUAAUAACGUGAAAUGGAUAAACUAACAAUUAUUUCGGGAGCCUUAUUUUUGGCAGCUGAUAUGUUUGCAAUUGUUAGUUUGGGAAUGCCUGAUUGGAUUAUAACUGAUGUUGGCGGAGAUACACGAUUAGGCCUUAUGUUAUCUUGUAUGACAUUAUAUAACAGGCCACAAGUUUGUUAUACACCUGAUUUAAAGCCUGAAUGGUUAUUAGCCCUUAUUUUUAUAUUAGUCGGAUGUAUUUUAAUAACAACAACUAUAAUAUUGCUGAUUAGUUCACAUUGGGAUCGUAAUGUAAUUCCAUAUGCACGAUGGGUUGGAUUUAUAGCGAUGGUACUAUUUUGCUUAGCGGCUGUUCUAUUUCCAAUGGGUUUUUACAUUGAUGAAAUUGGAGGACAACCAUAUCAGUUACCAAAUUCACAUCAAGUAGGAAUCUCUUAUAUCCUCUUCGUUCUGGCACUAUGGAUCACAGUUAUUUCUGAACUUUUUGCAGGAAAAGUAUGUUUACCACAUUUUUAAAGUUACUCAAUGAUAUAUUCUAAUUUUUCUAUUUUUCGUAUUAUUUUAUUUUCAAUAUUUAAUAUUAUGUAUCUUAAAUAAGA